Messenger RNA from Orbilia oligospora ATCC 24927, 1626 nucleotides. RefSeq lists its product as uncharacterized. The record is from RefSeq and is a predicted model, not a curated record. The transcript has 11 exons. Gene Ontology annotation, molecular function: nucleobase transmembrane transporter activity. Lineage: Eukaryota; Fungi; Ascomycota; Orbiliomycetes; Orbiliales; Orbiliaceae. Bases 1 to 1626 code for a protein of 541 amino acids. Gene Ontology annotation, biological process: nucleobase transport; transmembrane transport. Gene Ontology annotation, cellular component: plasma membrane.
AUGCGGUUAAGGAAGUUUAAUCUACAGUUGGACCCGUUGCCGGCGACUUAUGCCCCGUCGAAUAAAUGGUCGAAUAAAGAUAUGGACCCUGUCCCUUUGGACAUGCGGACAUGGAGAUGGUGGCAUAUUGUGGCAUAUUGGAUUUCUGAUGCUUUCAAUGUUCCAACAUGGCAAUUAGCAUCUGCCAUGAUAGCGGUUGGUCUGGGCUUCAAAGCUUCAAUUGCUGCUAUCGUGGUUGGACAGUUAUUCAUCUCAAUACCUAUGACGCUUCACGGGUAUAUUGGAGCAAAGUUACAUAUACCGUUCCCAGUGCUGGCGAGAUCUAGUUUUGGGUUCUACUUUUCGUACUUUGCAAUCGUGUCGAGAGUAGUUCUCGCGUGCUUCUGGUUCGGAAUCCAAACUACCACGGGUGGGAACUGCGUCCGUGAAAUGAUCAAGGCGAUAUGGCCAAGCUUUGCAUCAUUUCCAAAUCAUCUCCCCGCUAGUUCAGGAGCGACAAGCCAAUCGAUGCUGUGUUAUUUCAUAUAUUGGGUCAUUCAGUUUCCGUUCCUUCUUGUGCAUCCGUCUAAGAUUAGAUAUCUAUUUAUUCUCAAGUCGAUCUUGACACCAGCAUGUGGUAUAAGUUUGAUGGCAUGGGCUUUCCAUAAAACGGGCGGAGGUCCUAUCUUUUCGAACCCAGCCACGCUGACCGGUAGCGCCGCGGCAUGGCAAUGGCUCACUGGCUUAAACUCUGUCCUUGGGCAAUGGUCAACCUUGGCUAUCAACAUCGGUGAUUUCACCCGUUAUGCUAGAAGUCCACGCGAACAAUAUGUGCAACCUUUCGUCAUCCCUCUUGCCUUCACUUUCAUCGCCUUCAUGGGAAUUUCCGUCACCUCUGCCUCCAAAAUAAUAUACGGAGAAUACCACUGGGAUCCCCUUCAGAUCAUUGCUUUAUGGGGGAACUCACCCGGUGAACGUGCUGCUCGUUUCUGGUGUGCCUUUUCUUUCACUCUCGCAACAUUAGGUACCAAUAUCGCCGCGAAUUCUAUUUCUGCUGGAAAUGAUUUCAAUGCUUUACUACCAAGAUACCUUAACAUCAAACGAGGUAGUAUUCUAUGCGCAUUUAUUGGCGGAUGGGUUUUAGUGCCCUGGUAUAUUCUUGCGAGCGCUCCCAGAUUCUUGGGGUUUGCAGGCGGGUAUACGGUGUUUUUGGCACCGAUUGCAGGAGUUAUGACUUCCGAUUUCUAUUUGGUUAAAAAGAGAAAGGUUAGCGUGCCGGCUAUGUAUAGACCAAAGUCGAUAUAUAGUUAUUGGCAUGGUAUCAACUGGAGGGCUUUGGCCGCGAUGUUCGUCGGGUGCAUACCUUGCUUCCCAGGGUUUUUGCACAACAUAAACCCUGCCAUUGGGAAUAAGAACGUCAAGUAUAUGUUCAGCAUAUCAUGGCUAUACGGCUACUUUACCACUGCGGCAGUUUAUUGGGCUCUAUCGAAGUUAUUCCCGGAUACGAGGUCGUUAUUGGAUAGUAUGAUUUAUGAAGAAGAUGAUGAUAAUUUACAAGACCAUGAGUCUAUUGAAGGAGUAGGUAGCGAUGGAGCGCCGGAGAAGAGGGAUGAAAGUACUCCUAAGGGCAUUGAAGCCGGGUUUUAG